This is a messenger RNA of Biomphalaria glabrata, 3130 nucleotides long. Its product is annotated as 3-galactosyl-N-acetylglucosaminide 4-alpha-L-fucosyltransferase FUT3-like. The transcript has 4 exons. The coding region runs from base 87 to 1490 and encodes 467 amino acids. Lineage: Eukaryota; Metazoa; Mollusca; Gastropoda; Planorbidae. Gene Ontology annotation, molecular function: alpha-(1->3)-fucosyltransferase activity. Gene Ontology annotation, cellular component: membrane. The record is from RefSeq and is a predicted model, not a curated record.
GAUGUAACGGGGGGUAAUCCUGCCGCAGUACAUUGUAAUCAAGCAGGAUUCGCCAUUUUACGAACUACAAAUCGCAGACGAUCAGAAUGAUUCUAAAACCUCGGACAUUUUUUCGGGCUAUAGUCGCUCUAUUUCUUUUCUCCGUGAUUUCGUAUUACUUGCAAGUAGUCAAACAUAUGAACAUGGUAGACAGUCGAUUUAUAGACAGAAGCCAUGGCUUUAAUCAAUUCAUGCUAGAAAACAUCACAAAUUUAGUAGCAGAAGGGAAGCCGUCGUCUGCUGGAGUUACUAUUAGUUUAGACGUCCUGUGUUCACAAAGACUUUUUGUGUUUUGUGACAACGAAGAGUACCAGUUUAAUUUCAGGGAUAUUCGCAACAGAAUUACAUCGGAAAGAGAGAAAGGACUACAAAAAUCUGGCAAUGCGUCAAAGAGUUUUGAGCUCUUCAGCUCGCAGACGUACAACAGUGACCUCAGUUCCGGAGGCGCGGAAGGGAUAUCGAGCGACAGCACGGCGGAUCCGUACUUUAGGAUUAACGAGAAACUACAGAGCGGUAAACCUGUGUCGAUCCACGUCAUCAACCCGCAGAAGUGGCUGAUCAACGACUGGAAUCGCUUCAGGUGUCCAGUCAACGCUUGCGUGUACAGCCUGGGGGAUGUGUCCGAAGAGACUGACGUCGUUCUGGUCCACGGGGUGAAACUGGACGAGGGGCUCCUGCCUCCCAAGAGGUGGCCGGGCCAGCUCUACGUCAUGUAUGGGCGCGAGUCGCCACUGCACUACGGGGGCGCUCUGGUGGAAGAAACCUCGUCCUGGAGAUACGCCUUCAACUUGACGUCAACUUACAGACAAGAUUCUGAUAUAUUUUGGCCUUACGGUGGUCUCAAAUACUCUGACUGGACGGCAAAUAGAAGCCCAGAGCUAGAAAGGAAAGCCCAAAAUAAAACUCGAAUGGUGGCCUGGUUGGUCAGCAACUGCCGAGCCCCUUCACUUAGGGCAGAGUAUGUGGCUGAAAUGAAGAAAUAUGUCGAGGUCGACAUCUACGGACAUUGUGGCAGUACCUCAGACUGUCCAGGGAACGACAAGGGCGUCUGCAUGGACUCUCUCCUAGAAAACUACAAGUUCUACCUCGCCUUUGAAAAUUCUAUGUGCCCAGAUUACAUCACGGAGAAAUUCUUCAAAGUCUUCCACCGGAAGUUAAACAUCGUCCCGGUAGUCAGAGGCGGAGCCGACUACGAUAGGCUGCUUCCCACAGGUUCAUUUAUCAACGCUGCCUGGUUUCGGACGGCUAAAGACCUAGCUGUGUAUUUGAAGUCUAUGUCUGAUACGACCUACCUCACUUACCUACAUAACAGCCAAAAGUUCAGAGAGUCCCGCUCUCUCUUUGUUCUGUGCAGGGUCUGCGACGCUAUCAUACUCCAAAAAACAGCGCCUAAAAUAUAUGAUAUUCAAACAUGGUUACAGCAACCGUGCCCUGUGCCGAAGUUUAGUUAGAACUUCCUAGUAAUCUAACAGUAUGACUAUUGCCCCGAUGCAUUUUUAACCGCGGAUAUAUAUUUAAAAAAUUGAAGAUCUGAAACUGGUCAACGUCAGUGUGAAAUAUCAAGUUACACCCUGCACGAGAUAUUGGAAAUGCAUUAAGAAAGUUUACAUUGCAUUGUAAAGAGUGAAUGUGUGCAAACUAUUUGGGUCAACAAAGUUAUACUCCAUUGUUGUACAAACAUUUUUUCAGCCUAGGGGCGAUAUAAAUUUCUCAAACAUGCUUCACGGGCAAAAAGUCGAAUCUAAUGACAUCAAAUCCAAUGAAACGAAUCCAAUGAAAUCGAAUCUAAAGAAUUCGAAUCCAACUAAAUUGAAUCCAAUGUUGUCGAAUCUUUCGCGACUUUAUUACUCACUGAGGGCAUACGUUUCCGCGAGCUGAAUAAAACCGCUCCACAGGUCGGAUGUGGCCCGCUGGCCGUAGUUUGGUCAUCAUUGUGGGGGUUAAUAUAUCGUGCAUAAAUAUCGCUGCUUUAGCCUGAAUAUGUUAUUCUAGCAGAGGCGGCCUUAGCUGCACGUGGGGCCCUGUGCGAAUGUCACGGGCCUAACUUUGUGGCUGAGGGACAAAAACCGCUGUUCGAAUUCGAAUUUCAACUCGAGCUGAAUUGUGUUUGCUGAGCCCCUAAUGACAGCACGGAAAACCUUCUCCCAGAAACUCCGUCACCCCAAGGGUCAAUAAUAAAAGAGACCAGAGAGCCAUGUGCAUGGUUAUAUCGUGAAAGUCGCGCUAUACAAAGGUAUAUAAAAAAAACAACAACAUAUCAUUCUAAAAUCUUUCACUUUGAUUGCUAAAGGUGCCAGGAAAGCCUUAACUCUUUCUCUCCAUAAUUAUUUACCACAUUCUGAUGGAAUCAACGCUGGUAUCGUCAGUUAGGAGAGAAAGAGUUAACAACCAUGUCUAAAAGUAUGUCACGGCUUCUGUUUUAAAAUAGUCAUAAUAAUAAUCCGUCUAUAGCGUAUUGGAAAGAUAAAUUAGAUGAGUGCCAUUUUUGUUUGAUGGUCUGAUGGUGAUAAAAGAAUCUCCAUAUCGCGGUGACCCUGUCGGGGGGGGGGGGGGCGGCGUUUUGCCUCACUGUCCACCACCUAAGGCCGCCUCUGAUUCUAGUCACUAAGUCGCAUUAUUAAAUAUAUUAUUCACCAAAUUGGCAGACUGUCGGCCAUUUGUAAUAUACUUCACUGGAAUGUUUGCAUAAUGUCGAUGUUUUAAGAUUUUAUAUAGGCCUAUGUCAGUUUAUGUGAUACAUUAACUUUAUAAGUUGAAUUGCAGUUUUGGUCAAUUAUGAUAUCUCUGGACUAGAUCUAUAUACUCUGGAAUCUGGAAAGCUGACUGAUCGUGCGGUAUGCGCGCUAGACUGUCGUUCGGUCAACAAAUUUUGUCCAUUAGUGUCAAGAAACUAGGUCUAGAUCUACUAAUGGCGUACCAAUAAAGGAUGUAUUUCUUUACUGUACAAAAGCUGCAUUUACAACUUGCAAGUUUUUUAUUAGAAGAUACAAAGUUCAGGCCAUCGCUUUUCGUUUCGUUCAUAUGUCGUAUGUUUCAUACAAAUCAUACAUCACACGACAUCAUCUUACAAAAUUAUGAUUAAAAAUUGGAU